Messenger RNA from Gamsiella multidivaricata, 618 nucleotides. RefSeq lists its product as uncharacterized. NCBI's taxonomy places the organism in Eukaryota, Fungi, Mortierellomycota, Mortierellomycetes, Mortierellales, Mortierellaceae. Bases 1 to 618 code for a protein of 205 amino acids. The record is from RefSeq and is a predicted model, not a curated record. Gene Ontology annotation, molecular function: protein binding. The transcript has a single exon.
AUGGCGACGAGGACGUCGGAUCCUAGUCAUGAACGCGUCGACAGUAUCUGGAAAUUCAUCGAACCCCAACUCCAGCCCAGUGCCACCCCGGUUACUGUCAAUAACGCCUCCUUCUCCUACCGGACCUACCUCACCUACUUGAUCCAACGCGCCCAGGACCUCGACCGGGCUGCCGAGCUGAUCGACAAGAUGACGAUUCGUGACAUCUCUCCAGAACUCGAGCGUUAUCAAAAGACGGCACACGCGGUCAUCCGACGACUCAUCCAUCACGGAUAUCUUACCGAGGUACAGAAGCUCCUGAGCCAGAAGGAUGCGACCCUGGCAAAGGCUAUCUCCCCAACAGCAUGGGGUGAUCUGAUGGAUGCUUAUGUCGCGAGAGGGGAGCAUCAGAAGGCGAGAUGGACCUAUAACGAUAUGAUCCGCUAUGAAGUCCAGCCGAGUACGAAAUGCAAAAAGAUGUUCUCGGAUUUGCAAUUGAUGGGCGGCACCACCGAUCGUGGCGGACCUGAAGUCGCAGGCGCGGGAACAGGAGUGGAAGCAAGAGCAGCGGCGAGUAGGGAAGAAGCAAACAUCUUGAGCAUCCUGUUCAAUCGGCAGCCCAAACCAACCCUAUCGUGA